UGAUUUCUGAUUUCUCACUCAGCCUUCCAACACCGACAGCCUUCCUUCGAAUCGUCUCUGACUCUCCAGCCGCCCAGCCUUCCUUCACGAAUCACCACCCAGCCACCGCCACGCCAAAGCAUCAAAGACUGAACUCUCCAGCCUUCCUUCACGAAUCGUCUCCGACUCUUGCGAUCUCUCUCUCACGGACAGAACUCUCGAUCUAGCACCGAGUCCGAGUCUCACUCUCACCCCAAAAUAGGGUUUUAGUCUGCGUGUUCCGAAGGCCAGUUCUCCAUCUAGGGUUUUGCCUGCGCUUUAAUUCCACCAUCUGAAGAGUAAGGAGGGAUUCGGAAUUUCAUUCGACUGCUCAGGAAUCCCAAUUCUUCAUCGUCAAGCAUGUCGUCUUUAAGGAAUGCCGUUAGCCGACGGGCUCACAAGGAGCGAGCUCAACCGGAAUCGAGGAAAAAAUUUGGGCUUCUUGAAAAGCAUAAGGACUAUGUUGAGCGUGCGAAAGCAUAUCACAAAAAGGAGGAGACUUUACGGGCUAUGUCUCGUCUGUCUUUUCACUCAACAGAUACUGAAGCAGAAAGCCUUCUACAGAAACCCAGAUGAGUUCAACUUCAAGAUGAUCAAGACACGAACUGUUAAUGGAGUCCAUAAAUUAGAGAGUCAGGCAAACAAGUACACUCCAGAAGAGCUCAUGCUUAUGAAGACCCAAGAUAUUGGAUACAUAUUUCAGAAAGUGCAGAGUGAGAAAAAGAAAAUUGAAAAGUUAACUGCGACACUGCACUCUCUUGAUAAUCGGCCUUCAAGUAGACACGUUUACUUUGCCGAAGACAGAGAGGAGGCUAGAGAAAUUCAAUCAUGUUCAAGAAGUGGAAAAAUGCCGGUUUCUGAGGACAUUCCUGAUCAUAUAAAAAGGAAAACAGCUGGUUCCUACAGAGAGCUUGAAGCAAGGAGUAACAGAGUCAAUGAGUUGGAGAAAAUCUAUAUGGAUAUGGCAAUGCAGAAGGAAUUAAAGAAAAAGGGUAAAAAACGCAAACUAUGUGAAGAUGAGAUUGUCUCCCCAACAUCCAACCCUGUAUUCAAGUGGCGGGCAGAGCGGAAGCGGUAAAAAGGAAUGAGCCUGCUAGUGACAUCUAGGCCCUGGAAAAGAAGAAGUACGGACCUUAUGUACCGGAAAUUUUGUCAUCGUUAUUAUGUCAUCGUUAUGAAUUUUUAAAGUUGCGAAGUCUGUUGGAGUAUGAUAUUUAAACUGAAACUUUCUACCGAGUAGUGACUACUUGAUCUCUGACCAAA
This is a messenger RNA of Malus domestica (apple), 1281 nucleotides long. Lineage: Eukaryota; Viridiplantae; Streptophyta; Magnoliopsida; Rosales; Rosaceae. The record is from RefSeq and is a predicted model, not a curated record.